This is a messenger RNA of Epithele typhae, 408 nucleotides long. RefSeq lists its product as uncharacterized. Gene Ontology annotation, biological process: mycotoxin biosynthetic process. NCBI's taxonomy places the organism in Eukaryota, Fungi, Basidiomycota, Agaricomycetes, Polyporales, Epitheliaceae. The annotation marks the transcript as partial. The record is from RefSeq and is a predicted model, not a curated record. The transcript has a single exon.
GCCGUAGCGCGCCCCGACGUUGCGCUCUGGACCGGGAGCUGGUCGCGCUACACCCUCUGGGACCGCGCACCAUGGUCGCUGCUCGCACCGCGCGCCGGCGCCGUGUUCCUUCCAUCCGCAUCGGACGCGGAACCGCACACGGUCGCAAUGAUGCACCAGUUGUGGUGCGUCGACGAGCUUCGCGCGCAACUCGCCGUCCCUCGCGCGGAACGCACGGCGCAGCCUACGGACCACUGCCUCAACUACCUCCGCCAAAGCAUUCUCUGCCGCGGGGACAUGCAUCUCGAGGGGUGGCAAUACCCAGACAUCUUCACGAACUUCCAGCGGGAUUCGGUGAGGAGGUGUCGGGAUUGGCGCGGGGUGUACGAGUGGGUGGAGGCGAAUCAGCUAGAGUAUGCCGGGUGGCUA